AUGGCUCUGUCAAAAAUCCUCAGUGAAGAUUUCCUGACAUGCAUCAUUUGCAGGGAAAGGUAUGAAGAACCUAAAAUACUUCCUUGCGUCCACAGUUUCUGUAAGAAGUGUCUUGAGGAGCACGUGAAGGUCAAACUCGACCGAAAACGCCGUUUCCCAUGCCCCAUGUGUAGAAGGGAAUGCAAGCUACCAGAAAAAGGGGCGGAGAAUUUGGAGAAAAGCCGUCUUCUUGCUAACCUCGCUGAGGUAGUCAACAAGGUAGACGAAGCGAAGACGCAAGAUAAAUGCGAGACGUGCGCCCUCAAAGAGCCCCCUGUAGAUGCAGAUGCAACAAAAAGAUGCUUGAAAUGUGAUGACAACAUGUGUGACGUCUGCAGUGCAGAACACCGACGACACGGUGCAUGUCGCGACCACCAGUUAAUCCCAUUGGGCGAACUCAGUGAUGAAACAUACGCCAGUGAACUUCGCUCUCGACAACAGAUUCUGUGUAACCAUGACAACAAGACCCCGGCAGAAGUAUUCUGUUGUGCCUGCGAAAUGUUCAUAUGUGGAACAUGCGUUUGUCUUGAACACAAAGAUCACGCUUGCAAGUACAUACCAUCAGCUGCUAAAGGCGGAAGGGAAAGCUUAGCCAACGCCCAAGAAGAGAUUGGUCAGCAAGAAAGAAGAGUAACAAGUCUUCUUUCAAUCAUGAAGGAACGCAAGAUGGGUUUAUAUCGUCACAGCGAGAAACUCAAGGAAUCUAUUAGCAAUCGUGAGGAAGAAGUUAUUGCGUUGGUUAGAAUCAGUGGGGAUCGAAUGCGUAAAGAAGUGGACGAAGCCAUGAUCCAAGAAAAGGAAGUUCUAGACCCCAUGGAAAAAGAACUAGAAUUGAUCCAGGGAUGUUUUGUGAGCUUCAAAGAAUUCACCAACGCCUUGAUUAUUCAUGGUUCCGACCCUGAGGUCUUGCAGAUCAUGGCAAACUGCCUGAGACGCGGCAAGGAAUUAACGGAGAUGAAUUUACCGAGCAUUCCAUCCACCAUAAGGCUAACCCUAGAUGUCAAGCAUGUCAACAAUAUGUCAACUGUACUUCGUCAGUGUAUGGGUGAGUUGCGACAUGCCAUGGACAAGGAACUGUUGUGGUCAUUCUGCGUAGACCUAAAUAGUGAUCCUCCGGAAACACUAUCGCAUGUAGCUGUAGAUGCUGAAGGGCGCGUAUUUGUUGGUGUGUGGUGUAACAAGGAUACGAAGAGGAACAAGGUCAAUGUAUACGACGUUGGCAGGCGAUUGAUGGCGACUAUAACAAACCCUGAGUUGACGGGAGGCAGUCUCGCUGGCAUUGCAUUCGACCAAGAUGGAAACGUUGUUGUUCGGUCGCAGUCAGAUAACUUGGUGAUGAUCUACAGCAGGGAAGGCAAACUCCAAUCUGAUUUCCACAGUCAACAGCCGCACGCAGUGUCAGUGAACAGCAAGGGCGAGUACGUCAUUGCUGGAAGGGAAGCAAUAUACAUACACGACAAGGAUGGGGUGGUUGCUCAUAGUUUUCCUGAUCCACUGCAAGGUAAUGCUUUCAAACAUGUUGCAGUCAGCGUUACAGGUGAUAUCCUCGUGUCACAUCCCGGUGCCCACAAAGUACUCGCCUACAACCCGGUAUCCGGUGUGCUGAAGUUCACGUACGAAGCCAACGGUUGUGGUGAUGGUCACGUGAACGUACCAAAGGGAAUGUGCUGCUUGGCAAACGGUGAUAUCAUAUUGGCUGAUGACGGAAACCAUCGUCUCCAUCUUCUUUCUCCGGAUGGUGUGUUUAAGAAGUUUCUUCUUACCAAAGAAGACGAGCUGAAAUCCCCACAGGAUGUUGCCCUCAACCCUGAUGGAAAGGUUGUCGUUGUCGAAGAGAGAGGGGCUGUAAAGUGUUUUGCCUUUCUAGAUUAA
This is a messenger RNA of Lingula anatina, 1911 nucleotides long. RefSeq names its product E3 ubiquitin-protein ligase TRIM56-like. Gene Ontology annotation, molecular function: zinc ion binding; protein binding. The record is from RefSeq and is a predicted model, not a curated record. Lineage: Eukaryota; Metazoa; Brachiopoda; Lingulata; Lingulida; Lingulidae.